UGUCGGUAACUGCAGGGGUGAGAGAGAGAGAGGGGGUUUGCAAAAACAUCAGGGGAAAAACUUUGCACUUGUAAAGCAGAAGGCAGAGCUUCUCUGUCAAUCAAAGAUCUAAGAUCCCCCAUCCACACCACCCAUUUCCUUUCAUCUUUCAGCUUUCCUAAGCUUUGCAGUCAUGGCACCGACCCUGGCCACAGCGUUUGCCCGACGCUGGUGGAUGGCAGUGACAGCCAUCAUCGAAAACCUGCUCUUCUCUGCUGUUCUGUUGGGCUGGGGCUCCUUACUCAUCAUGCUGAAGUCUGAGGGCUUCUAUUCGUACCUCUGCACAGAUUUAGGCAACAGCUCGAUGACAAAUCUCUCAUCGCCACCUAUGCCUUCAUCGCAUUCCAAUGAUGCAGAAUUCGAAUACGACGAUUUUAAGAAUUAUGAGGGAGUGGAGGUGGUCCCUCUGAACCAUCCUGAGGACCACCUAAGGAUGAACGGCUGGCUGAUCUGUAAGGAACAAGAUGAGAUGCUCAAUAUGGCUUUCACCGUUGGCUCUUUUCUCCUCAGCGCCAUCACUCUCCCUCUUGGGAUUGUUAUGGACAAAUACGGCCCACGCAAACUCCGUCUGCUUGGCAGUACCUGCUUUGCUCUGUCUUGCCUCAUGAUCGCUUAUGGAGCCAGCAAUCCAAAUGAUCUAUCCGUUCUGAUCUUCAUCGCUCUGACCUUCAAUGGCUUCGGAGGAAUGUGUAUGACCUUCACUUCACUCACAUGCUCCAACAUGUUUGGUGACCUGCGUUCCACGUUCAUCGCGCUUAUGAUUGGCUCAUACGCUUCCUCAGCUGUGACGUUUCCUGGGGUCAAGGUGAUCUAUGACCUUGGUGUGACCUUCAUAAUGAUUCUGGUGGUCUGGGCUGGCUGUGCUGGCCUCGUCUUCCUCAACUGCUUCUUUAACUGGCCCCUGGAGCCUUUCCCGGGACCCGAGGACAUGGACUACACUAUCAAGAUCAAGUUCAGUUGGCUGGGCUUUGAUCACAAGAUCACAGGAAAGCAGUUUUACAGGCAAGUGACGACAGUCGGCAAGCGUCUGAGCGUGGACAACACUCAGAAGCAGAAAGAGCUCCAGGCCAAAGAAGCAAACAAACUCUGCCUGUCCACCAUGGACCUGGAACUACACUGUGAGCCCAAGGAGGAGCCUCAGUCGUUUAUGAAGAGCAUUUCCAGUCCGCUUUUCAUGUUGAGUCUGGUGACCAUGUGUGUAACUCAACUACGUCUCAUCUUCUACAUGGGAGCCAUGAACAACAUCUUAGAGUCCCUCAGCGGAGGAGAUUUCAACACAGUUGAAAGAAUGGAAUUGGUAAGUCUCUACACCUCCAUUUUUGGCGUGAUGCAGCUCUUGUGCCUCAUGACGACGCCGGUCAUCGGUCAGAUCAUGGACUGGAAGCUGAAGGAAUGUGACGAUGGAGACAGGAAUGAGAAAGAACUCAACAAGGAUGAACCUCAGCCCAAACGCAGAGACAAGCAAAUCCAGAAAGUGACCAAUGCCACACGAGCCUUCAUCUUUACAAACAUCCUCCUCGUCGGCUUUGGCAUCACCUGCCUGAUUCCUAACUUACCCCUGCAGAUGCUCUCCUUUGUUCUUCACACCAUUGUCAGAGGCUUCAUCCAUUCGGCUAUUGGUGGACUUUACGCCGCUGUGUACCCAUCAUCUCAAUUUGGCAGUCUGACCGGUAUGCAGUCUCUGGUUAGCGCUCUGUUCGCUCUGUUGCAGCAACCGUUGUUCAUGGCCAUGAUGGGACCAUUAAAUGGAGACCCACUUUGGGUGAACGUCGGUCUGCUGGGUGUCAGUAUGCUGGGGUUCCUGCUACCUCUUUAUCUGCUGUACUUCAGAAAGACUCUGCACAAAAAGAGGAAGGAGAGAGAAAACAAUGCCAAAAUCUAUCUGAAAAUCAACGGCACAGAUGUUCCAGAGGCAUUUGUGUAAAGAAAAGACAAACUAAGGGACAAAACAAAGCAGAAUAAAGAGGCAGAGAUGAUGAAUAUCAUGAGAAACACACAAGCAGUGAUGGUUACACGCUAUUGUGCCUCUCUCAUUUCCAGGCUUAUUUAACUUAUGUAUGAGUAACUCAUUGGAUGAAAGCAGAAAUGAGAGACAGAAACAGAAUGAAAAGUGACAUGGGAAAAUUGGCGUUCUUUUUGAGGCAUUUUACAUUAACUUACAAGUGUUGCAAAAGUGUUAACCCUGACUGUCUUUUUACAACCUAAAUAUAAGAAAACACAUUUCAAUAUAUUACACAUUAAUAUAUGAUUUUUUCUUGCUAUUGCAAGAUUUAUAUACACGCCUGUAUGUUCGGAGGAUGGCUGAAGCAGGCCUGACCACACAGACUGUAAUGAUGCCAGUUGGGUGUCUUUCACAUAAACGCAACUCUCAUUCAUUCUUUUAACCUUAACAAGGGAUGUCAAAGUUGUAAGUCCAUAUAAGCUUACAUUAGAAAACAUAGUUUUGUUUGGCGAGGUGAUGGCUCAAAGCCGAGGCUCAAAUAUCAGGGGAACAACUGCACUUUUAACACACGUAUCCCAUGAAGCCCUCAUGACCCAUAAUUCCCUUUUCUGUCUUUUUUCUUGUGCUUGUAUACUGUAACCUGUGAUAUUUAUGCGAGCAAGUUCCCAAGGAUCUCUGAAGCACGACAUAACUCACAAAUGUGCCUUUUGUGCAGUUUACAGUGCCAGUGACCGCUGACUGAAGAACUGGAGCCAUGUAAAUCGUGUUUGUUGUUUUGUUUAAUGUAUUUAUUUUGUUUCUGAAUCUAACAGACAACAUGGACAAUGCAACCUUACUUGCAAAAGUUAACACAGUGUUGCAGUAUCUGUUUUCUUUUUUUUCUAAACAGCUUUCAUUUAUCGUUCUUUAUGGCAUUACUAUAAUAUUGAAUAAAAUGUGAUUUUAAUGACUAA
Messenger RNA from Triplophysa rosa, 2934 nucleotides. RefSeq names its product solute carrier family 43 member 2b (gene slc43a2b). NCBI's taxonomy places the organism in Eukaryota, Metazoa, Chordata, Actinopteri, Cypriniformes, Nemacheilidae. The record is from RefSeq and is a predicted model, not a curated record. The coding region runs from base 173 to 1963 and encodes 596 amino acids. Gene Ontology annotation, biological process: transmembrane transport; neutral amino acid transport. The transcript has 15 exons. Gene Ontology annotation, molecular function: neutral L-amino acid transmembrane transporter activity; L-amino acid transmembrane transporter activity.